AUGCCGGCAAUCACUCACAGCCUAGCAGCGACCGGCACCCCUCACUUGCCAAGCCCGCAACUCCUCCCACCAGAAAUCUUUCACAAUCUUGGCCAGUAUUCCCCUUGGUUCCCCGUCAACUCUUCCUCACCCCAAGAUAAGAUCCCCGACCACUGCGAGGUGACUUUCGUAAGCCAACUCGAAAGGCACGGCUCACGCUACCCGACAGGUGGAGCGUAUAAAGAGCUUCGAAAGACGCUUCGACAGAUCGCAAAGCAUCUCCAGCAUGUGUCCGACUCGAACAAGCACGACAAGCAAAACCAAGGAUUACAUCCGCAACUCCAAUGGCUGAGGAAGUGGGUAGAGACGAAAAAGACCGAGGAUGGUGGACUGAGGAAUAGGCUGGGUAACUCGGAGUUGACUCCGUAUGGUCAGUAUGAGGCGUUUGCGUCUGGAUGGCGCUUCUAUGAGCGAUACUCGCAUCUCUUUGAUGGCAAAGAGCAGAUUGAUGUUAAUGCAGACUAUGAUACCAAGUUGAGCUCCAACAGCUUGAUCGACUUGGUCUGCUCACCAUCAAAACCAGCAUCAAUGCCAGCCCUGACGCUCUUCUCCCACCUCCGCACACGCAUCUGCCAGUACCUCACGCCCGACUACAUUCCUCACAAGCACAGCGAGCACCCGAAAGGGCGACCAUUUGUCAGAUCCUCAGGCGCAGACCGAGUCAUCACUUCCUCCCGCUUCUUCCUCCAAGGUUUCUCCCAUUCUCCAUUCCACCACGCCUCACCCGAGUCCGCCCCAUGGCCACCCAAAAACCGCCCCUCAACCUUCAAAUCCCACAAACCCCACCGUCACAUUCCCUCCCUCCCCCAUCCCGACGUUAUCAUCCCCGAAGCGCGCAAAAACGACAAGCUCGGCCAGAUCGCUUCGAACAACACACUCGACGUCUACACCUGCCCCACUUUCGAACGUGAUUUCCGCGACAACGCACAGUCUCCUGCCUCGCUCAAAACCGCUGCUUUCGCACACAACGCUACUGCGCAUGUUCGGGAGAGGCUGGCGAGUAAGCUAGGUGUACGGAAGGGAGGUAGUAAGGAUAGGAGAGGGGAAAGGAUUCAUCUCGAGCCAAAACAGGUACUGCAACUGUUUGGCCUGUGUGCGUUUGAUACGGUUGCACGGCUGAAUCCAUAUGGAUUGCUGCUGGAGGAUAGGGAGAGGAACGAGGGGGUGGUGAGUCCGUUUUGCCGACUGUUUGAGGAGGAAGAGUUUGCGCAGAUCUACGAGGUGAGUACAAAUAUGGAGAAGGAUUAUGGCUUUGCAGGGCACAACCCCCUCCAUAAGGCCUUAGCAACCCCUUGGCUGCGAGAACUACUGGCGAGAUUGGAGGGGAGAAAGCCGGUGAUGGAUCCUCCGACAUCAAUCAAUACCACCCUCGAUCGGAACGAAGAAAAGUUCCCUCUACCGAAAGGUGAAGGUCCAAACGCUUUUGUUGACUUUACACACGAUAAUCAACUAGCUCCUGUCAUUGCAGCGCUAGGACUUUGGGAUGAGAAUCAUGAGUGGAGCACAGCAAAGACUACACCCUUUUCAGGGAGGUUGACGGUGGAGAAGCUAAGAUGUGGGGAGGACGACGAUUUUGUGAGGGUCCUGGUCAAUGAUCAGCCUGCACACGUUUAUAGCGGUGGCUGGUGUGGAGAUGGGAAGGCUCCAGCUGGGGACGUAAGUGAUAGUGUGUGCCCGAUUCAUUCUUUCUUAAAGCCGCUGGAAUGGGUUGAUCAAGCGGAGGAGUGGGACAAGUGCUAUUCGAAGGGACAUAAGAAGGAGAAAGAAGAUGUCUAG
Messenger RNA from Ustilago hordei, 1815 nucleotides. RefSeq lists its product as uncharacterized. Bases 1 to 1815 code for a protein of 604 amino acids. The record is from RefSeq and is a predicted model, not a curated record. The transcript has a single exon. Gene Ontology annotation, molecular function: acid phosphatase activity. Lineage: Eukaryota; Fungi; Basidiomycota; Ustilaginomycetes; Ustilaginales; Ustilaginaceae.